AUAUGGUAUCAGAGCAAUACGGUCCUAAAGAAUGUGGUUAGCCCUAACAUGUAAAGUUCACCGCCAUGAGACGAGCUCGACUCACUGUACUGUAAGUGGUUAUUACUUAUAAUUAAGUUGCCUUAAAUUUCUGCAUGCGAGAGGGUAACAUUAUUUUCAUGUAAAAUUGAUGAUCAAAAUGAUCUUGAUGUGUAUUGGUUUGUGUGGUUCAGGAGUUUAGAAAUGCCUCCUAGAAGGUCAGUUAGAGUGGGUCGAGGUCGAGGUCGAGGCCAAGGCCAAGGCCGAGAUGAUGGAGGGAUCAAUGAACCACCUCAAGCACCACAGGGAUGGGAAGAGCGCAUUGCCGCACUGGAAGGAAUCAUUCAUAGGCAGGAUGAAGAACUUCGUCAGCUGAGACGUCAACCGGAGCCGCCAGUCCAAAUAAGGCAAGAUGCAGAAAAUAGAGACCCACCAGCUGCAGUGGUAUAUCCUGCUACAGAGGCUAGACAUGAGUUGUUAGCAGAGAGAUUUCGGAAACAACACCCACCUGAGUUUGAGGGAGGCAUAGACCCGGUAGUGGCUGAGGAGUGGAUGAGUCGCAUAGAAAGCAUUUUGCAGAUGCUAAGGGUGGAUGGGAAUGACCGAGUGAAGUGUGCAUCUUACAUGCUGAGGAAAGAUGCUCGUAUCUGGUGGGAGGUGGUGGAACAAACAAAGAAUGUAGAUACCAUGAACUGGGAUGAUUUCAAAAGGGUCAUUAAUGAGAAGUAUUAUAACUCAGCAGUUCUAGCAGCAAAGGUCGAUGAAUUUACUGGGUUAGUCCAAGGGAGUCUUACUGUGACUGAGUAUGCACAAAAAUUUGAUAGAUUGGCAAAAUUUGCUCCAGAUCUGGUGCCUACUGAUAGAGUGCGAGCACAUCGAUUUGUGGAAGGCCUGAAACCAAUGGUUGCUCGAGAUGUGGAAAUUGUGUCAAGGGGUCAAUUCAGCUAUGCUCAAGUUGUCGAAAUGGCUCUUACGGCUGAGCGGAGUGAAAACAAAAUUUGGAAGGAAAAUGCUGCCAGGAGAGAAUCUAAGAAAGGUGGAGCCAAUUCUAAUGACCACAAGAAACGAGGACAGGACCAGUCCGGGCAGCCAAGUCAAGACAAGAGGUACAAAAGUGAUAACGACCAACGAUUUAAUGGCAGCAGUGGGCGAAACAUUCCAGAAUGCCCUAAAUGUACCAAACGUCAUCUCGGCGAGUGUCGCGCAAAAGCAUGCUACAAAUGUGGAAAAGAAGGACACAUCAAACGCAAUUGCCCACUGUGGGGACAGACUGGGAACAGAGCAGAACCGAAGAAAGAUGACAAGUAUGUUCCAGCUAGAGUUUUUGCCAUCACUCAAGCAGAAGCUGAGGCCAGUCCUUCGGUUGUAUCAGGUCAGAUUCUUAUGGCCAACACCACUUGUAAAGUUUUAUUUGAUUCUGGUGCAACUCAUUCCUUUAUUGCUAGCACAAUUGUAAAUCAUAUAAAUGCACCGAGUGAAUUAUUUACUGUGGGGUUUGGGACCAUGUUACCAUCUGGGGAGGUUGUAAUCUCUAGAAGUUGGCUUAAGGGUGUACCUGUCAGGAUAGAUGGUAGAGAAUUAUUUGUAGACCUGAUUGUAUUAGAUUUAUUUGAUUUUGAUGUAAUCUUGGGCAUGGAUUUUCUUACCAAAUAUGGAGCAUCAAUUGACUGCAAGCAAAAGAAAGUUGUUUUCACACCAGAAGAUGGAGAGACUUUCGAGUUCAGGGGGGUAGGAAAGAAACCCCGCACUCCUAUUAUUUCGGCAAUGAAGGCUGGGCAACUAUUGCAGCGUGGGUGCUUAGGGUAUCUAGUUAAUGUGGUUGAUGACACCAAGAAAAUUGAAAGAAAGCCGGAGGAAACACGGGUAGUUGCUGAGUUUCUUGAUGUAUUUCCAGAGGAGUUACCCGGGUUACCACCACACAGAGAAAUCGAAUUUGUGAUAGAAUUAGUGCCCGGAACAGCACCAGUUUCCCGCGCACCAUAUAGGAUGGCACCAUCUGAAUUGAAAGAACUCAAAAUACAGUUGGAAGAAUUGCUUAAGUUAGGGUUUAUCAGACCUAGCUACUCUCCGUGGGGCGCACCAGUUCUAUUUGUUAAAAAGAAAGACGGUACUAUGAGAAUGUGCAUAGAUUAUCGAGAACUGAACAAGGUGACUAUAAAGAAUCGGUACCCAUUACCGAGGAUUGACGACUUGUUCGACCAGCUUCAAGGGAAAAAGGUAUUUUCUAAGAUUGAUCUUCGUUCAGGAUACCAUCAGCUAAGAAUCAAAAAUGAAGACAUACCGAAGACAGCCUUCAGAACGAGAUACGGACAUUACGAGUUCAUGGUGAUGUCAUUUGGACUUACAAAUGCCCCAGCAGCUUUUAUGGACCUCAUGAAUCGAGUCUUCAAGGAAUAUCUGGAUCAGUUUGUCAUUGUAUUCAUAGAUGAUAUACUGAUUUAUUCUAAGACAGAGGAGGAACAUGAGGAGCACUUACGCUUGACCUUACAGCGACUGAGAGAACAUCAAUUGUAUGCCAAGUACAAAAAAUGUGAGUUCUGGUUGUCCGAGGUUGCAUUUUUGGGCCACAUUAUCCCUAACGGGGGAAUAAAAGUAGAUCCUGCUAAGGUUGCUGCAGUGAAAGAAUGGCCUAGACCAAAGACCGCCUCAGAGCUAUCAGAUCAGUCUACUAUCGGGGUAGCACCCUAUGAGAUGUCGUAUGGAAGAAAACGCAGGUCUCCACUGCAUUGGGAUGAGUUGGGAGAGAACAAACUCCUAGGGCCAGAUGCAGUUCAGCACACCAACGAAGCUAUUCAGAAGAUCAGGGCUAGAAUGAUCACAGCUCAGAGCAGACAGAAAUCUUACGCAGACCUGAAGCGGAGGGACAUUGAGUUCGAAGUGGGUGAUCAUGUGUUUCUUCGAGUGACACCACGAAAAGGACUCUCAGUGAAGAGAUUUGGCAAGAAAGGGAAACUAAGUCCCAGAUAUGUUGGUCCAUUUCAGAUAUUGGACAGAGUAGGCAGUGUAGCUUAUAGAAUAGCUUUACCGCCAUCAUUAUCUGGGGUGCACAAUACUAUCCUAAGUGACAUCUCGGGAAAUCGGGGUGUUACAGUGCGAAACGAAUUUCAGGAAAAUAAUGUAAGGUUUUAG
This is a messenger RNA of Cannabis sativa, 3147 nucleotides long. RefSeq lists its product as uncharacterized. NCBI's taxonomy places the organism in Eukaryota, Viridiplantae, Streptophyta, Magnoliopsida, Rosales, Cannabaceae. The record is from RefSeq and is a predicted model, not a curated record. Gene Ontology annotation, molecular function: zinc ion binding; aspartic-type endopeptidase activity; nucleic acid binding. The transcript has 3 exons. Gene Ontology annotation, biological process: proteolysis. The coding region runs from base 223 to 3147 and encodes 974 amino acids.